ACGAGCGGAGGCCGGCUGCUGGGGCUGGGAGCUCGCAGUCUGUGCGCAGAGCCUUGGAGACGGAGCCAGAGGAAGGAAGGCAAGGGCGCCUGGUGCUCAGGAAGCUGCAGCCCCAGCCCGCCGCAGGCACCAUUGGGCGGCGGGUGUCCGGACUUUCCUUUCCUAUAAAAUGGCCCAAUGUUUGUUCAAGGUGAAUCAUUUGGGGCUGCCUGCAUCAAAGACCAUCUACUGAAGACCCUAUGAAGGUUCAUGGGAUGGACCCCAGCAAGCCCAUGACUCAUCUAGAAACUUUAUACCUGCUACCUGUGGCAGUUCCAGUAAUGACUGCUGAAAUCACUCUCAUCAACCUCUGGGUUAAGGGAAGAGGCAGGAUUCUUAGAUGUAGACCUACAAUAUCUAUCGCCAAACACUCAGAUCCAUACAUUAUUCUGUAAAGAGUUCUGGACUUGAAGGCAGAAGACCUCAGUCUGAAGCUCAUGUGGCAUCAUGGGAAUCACAUAUGAAACCAGGGUUCAAAUCCCAGCAGAGCCAUAACCAAGGUGGGACAGAUAGGGCUUUGCUUUGAGCAAGUGACUUUUUUUUGGACCCAACCUGUGAUUUCACUGGUUUGUGUCACUCCCUAUACCGAUGUAGAACGGUGCAUGCUCUGUGACUUGCUAUGUUAAGAGUUGCCACAAUGGCCCCAGAGGCAUUGAGACAGCAGAUGCUUGUCUCAACCCUGAAGAGUGAUGGAGGAGGGUUAGGUAUACCAAGGUCUGUGGAAGUCAGAACUAGGGACUACCUGCUGUCCUUCCAUCCCCAGUGCCUCUUACAGCCUUGCACACAGUUGGUGCUUAAUAAAUACUCGUUGAUGGUGUCUUUCUUCUAGGGGCUUUGCUUCCAGCACUCUGGGCACCUCCCACCUAAGCAGAGGCUGAAGAGGAGGAUCCAGAGUUCGAGAGACCUUUAGAAAGGAGAGAUCCUGGUCUUCUGGCUUCCAGCUUCAAGAUGCUUGGUUCCAGAUUCUCUUCCAAGAGAGGUCCAUCCCUGAAAGGAAAUAAAGACUCUGGGAGGAAGCCAACAGUAAUCAAAGUCUCCCUUGAAGAAAGGUGUGCAGAGAAGAUUCUAGAAACAAUUAUGCCUCUCUGUGAGCCUCAUCUAGACAGACCCCCGUGGAUGCAUGUAACGUACAUGGACAACACACAAACACAUAGAUGAACAGAUGUAAUUGUCAUAAAUACCUUUUGGAAUGGCCAAUUCAUGUAUCAGAAGUCCACAUCAAAGGAUAUCGUAGCCAAGCCCAUGAUCUAACAGAAAAGUGAAGACACUAAAAUUGAGAAAAAGAGGCCAUUUCUAAAGGACUCUUCUGGCACAUUUAGCCCUCUGCUCACCCAUCUCUUGCCCAGGUGGUCCUUGAUCCUUGACCUUGGGUAGGAAAGACCCCAUUGGGCAAGUGCGCUCCAACUCCAGCCAUGAGCUUCCUCCAGCACAGCCUCUCUGACAGCAGCUUUGUGGCCAACUUACCCAAUGGCUCCAUGAUGGACCUGCAGCAUCCCAGCACUUGCCCCAGCUCCCCCAUCUCCCCAGUGACAGAGAGAAGGCACUCCCAGCCUCUGUCUGCAGCCACCUCCUCCUCCUCUGGCUCCAGCCUCUUCAGUUCCCUCUCUAGUGCCAUGAAGCAGAUCAUGCAGGCAGUCUCGGGGAUGAUGGAGACUCCAGUGUCCCCUGUACUUGUCAUCCAGAAACCCAAGAUCCUGUUGAUGGCAGAUGAUGCACAUACAGACAGGGCCAAGUAUUCCUAUAGAAAGAAGAUAAAUGGAGAGAUUGAGAUUCAAAUGGAACAGGUGGAGGAAGGUUGCUACCUCUCUUUCAGCUUGUCUCUUCUCAGAUCCUUCAAGCUCAUUCAGCAGCACACCUACAGUAUGACCCUAGCAGAGGAGUACAGCAGCCUAGUUAUCAGCCUCCAAUAUGGCGGAUUCCCCAGUAUAAACUCCUUGCACUCCAUUUACAAUUUCUGCAGCAAGCCUUGGAUGUUUUCCCAACUAAUUAAGAUCUUCAAUUCACUGGGCCCAGAGAAGUUUCCACUUGUAGAACAAAUGUUUUUCCCCAAUCACAAGCAAAUGCUCACAACCCCAGCUUUUCUCGUGGUCAUCAAAACGGGAUGUGCUUUUGCUGGGAUGGGGAAGGUGAAAAUGGAAAACCAGUGUGAUUACCAGGAUGCCAGCACAGCCACGGCCAAAACCUACACCACAACAGAGACCUUCACUGACUCCAAGUAUGACACACAGAGCCAAAAAAUUGGCAAUAAUGACAAGGCCUACAUGAGGACAUCUGUCUCAGGAAACUGGAAGGUCAACACAGGCUCCGCCAUAUUAGGGCAGGUGGCCACGAGUGAGAAGUAUAAGCUGUAGGUGGACUCCUGUUCAGAGAUAUCUGGGGGCCUGGACAUCUGUGACGUCAAAGCUGUUCACAGAAAAUAUGGCAGAGAUUACAUCAUUGAGGUGAGGGUGACGUUAACUUAUGGACAAGUGUUCAUUUGGUACAUGCAACUGGGUAAAAUGGUGGGUGCUUGCCUCAAUUUGCCUUUUCAACCAUUCUUUCCACAAUGAGCAAGGGGCAGUGUGAAAUCAUCCAAGAUUUGGAGUCAGAAGAUCUGGGUCCAAAUACGGGCUCUGUCACUUACAAGGUCUAUGACCUUGGCCAAGUCAUUGAUCUGGACCUCACUGGUUCUUAACUAGACUAGACCAGUGGUUCUUAACCUUUUUUGAGGUCAUGGACUUCUUUGGCAGCCUGGUGAUGUCUAUGGACACCUUCUUGGAAUCAUGAUUUUAAAUGCAUGAGAUAAAAUACAUAGGAUUAUGAAGGAAAUCAGUUA
Messenger RNA from Phascolarctos cinereus (koala), 2854 nucleotides. Lineage: Eukaryota; Metazoa; Chordata; Mammalia; Diprotodontia; Phascolarctidae. The record is from RefSeq and is a predicted model, not a curated record.